AUGGGCAGCUCCAGCACAGCCUCGGUGUGUCUGUUGCAGCUGGACACGCUCCUGAGCACAGGCUAUUCCCUCUCCCUUCCCGCUCCGUCCCGGCUCGGUUCCCGCCCCCGGGCGGCGCAGGCGCGCGGCGGGCGCAGGCGCGGAGCCCCGCGGGAUGCGGGCGCUGCUGGGGGCCCGGCCCCGGCCCCGGCCCGGCCCGCCGCCUCCGAGGUGCUGAGCCAGCACCUGCGGCAGCGCCGCCUGCCCCACUGGACCUCGUUCUGCGUCAAGUACAGCGCGGUGCACAACGACCAGUUCGGCCUCUCGCACUUCAACUGGCCCGUGGACGGCGCCAACUACCUGGUGCUGCGCACCGGCUGCUUCCCCUUCAUCAAGUACCACUGCUCCCGCGCCGCGCCGCAGGACCUGGCGCUGCAGGACGCCUUCUUCACCGCCCUCAAGGUGCUCAACGCCGGCAUCCCAACUUUGCUGUAUGGAAUUGGCUCCUGGUUCUUUGCCCGUGUCACAGAGACUGUGCACACCAGCCAUGGCCCAGUCACCAUUUAUUUUCUAAAUAAAGAAGAUGAAGGAGCCAUGUACUGAACUGAGUAUCUGUCCUCUGGUGGGUUCUGUGCUGCAAAUAUCUGCUGCCUUUGACUAAAAACAACCAAAAAAUUGGGUUUUUACACUGUGUUCUCAUACUCAAUGUGCUGUUUCAGGGAGCUGCCUGGACUUUUUGGUUAUGAGAGAUUUAUUUUUGCAGAGGUGUGAGGUUGAAGAGUUAGAAUUUCUGAGGGUGUGUCUGGAAGUCAGGGACUGGUGCUGUUGGAAAAACUUGUGAUCAUUUAAAGAAUGCAUUUAUCAACUUAGAGAGCUGAAAUGUAGCCUGUGGGCAAGGAAACUGUGAUUGCACUGACAUUUUCAGAGUGUCCCUGAAAAGAUAAAGCUGCUCAGGUGUGGGUCCUCUCUAGAUAUUUCAUAUUGAAUUAAUUGUCACAGGGGUAACUGUGUCUGAAUAAACCCUUGGCACUGAGUGGUCGCCAUCACCUGGAAGAGCCUUUGGGGGAAAAAGCCCACCUUAAAACAAAUACAAAAUGGUAUUACAUUUCUUGAAAUGGUAUUUAAAUAAAACAUCCAAAAUAUAUUU
This is a messenger RNA of Passer montanus (Eurasian tree sparrow), 1126 nucleotides long. RefSeq names its product chromosome unknown C15orf61 homolog (gene CUNH15orf61). NCBI's taxonomy places the organism in Eukaryota, Metazoa, Chordata, Aves, Passeriformes, Passeridae. The record is from RefSeq and is a predicted model, not a curated record. The transcript is spliced from 3 exons. Bases 1 to 582 code for a protein of 193 amino acids.